AUGAAUACACCCGAACGUCGUGCUCAUCUACGUGUUCAGUCAUCGAAAAAUUUACAAGAAUGUAAUUAUCCUCGUGGAGCUUUAGUUAUGGUAGCUGGAGCAGGUGGAGGUUAUACAGGCCCUGGUGCUAUUUAUCCUGAUCUAGCUAAAGAAAUAGUAGAAUAUCCGAAUUUAAUUUCUGUACAAAUGGAUUAUCGAUUUCCAGGUGAUCUUAAUCCAUGUAUCGAAGAUUUAGUAGAAACUAUUGAUAUUCUAGCAUCAAAAUAUAAUAUUGAACGAGCUGUACUUGUUGGUUGGUCAUUUGGUGGUGCUGUUGUAAUCUCUGCUGGUGCUAAACAUAAUCUUGUUAAAGCUAUUGCUACUGUUGCAUCACAAACAGCUGGUACAAGUAGUAUUAGUCAAUUAGGUCAACAAGGUAAAGCAUGUUUAUUUAUUCAUGGUAAAGCUGAUCAAUGUUUACCACCACGAUGUUCUGAACAACUUUAUCAACUUGCUGGUCAACCAAAAGAACUUGUUUUAUAUGAUGGUGAUAAUCAUGGGGUAACAAUGCAUCGAAAUGAAGCAAAAGAAAAAAUUAAACAAUUCGCUUUAGAAUAUUUACGUAAACCAACAAAAUAA
Messenger RNA from Rotaria sordida, 618 nucleotides. NCBI's taxonomy places the organism in Eukaryota, Metazoa, Rotifera, Eurotatoria, Philodinida, Philodinidae. The record is from the annotation of a GenBank genome assembly.